AUGUAUGAAUUUACUGAUUGCAACGUCCUUUACACGUUUUAUCGAAACACAAUUAACACCACGAUUUAUUGUCAUUAUGAAACGAUUUCUUAAAAUAUUUUCCAGGUCAAGGGGAACGUGUUCGCAGUUUAUAACAUGGGCACUAACGAUCAUCCUAUCGGCGAGAUUGGCGUGAAAGUGAACGAUAAUCAAUACCACGUGGUGAGAUUCACGAGGACAGGACCGAACAGCACAUUACAAGUCGACGAUUACAAUCUGCAGUCGAACUAUCCAUCCGAUUGGAAUGCGGCUUGAGUGACACGCUUAUCCACCUUCGAGCGUGCACCUGCCGUUAUUUACGUCGACACCUGUUCUGCUGUCAUCGUCGCGUCAGGAAAUCAUUCAGAAAGUACGACCGGCACGUGCGCGCCUCGUGACGACGUUUAGCCGCGCGCGUUCGGGCCGAAGCUUCCCGGCUAACCAGCUGUAUUUUUAUGCUGCGCUGAUAGACUCACUAUGCUUGGACGACAAGUGCCAGACGGGAUUGGCAGUGGAACAAGUCGCGGAACUCUCGAGCCACGUCAGAUGCGUUUAUAUAAAAUAAAUUCAACUGUAAUCUUUUAAAGCAUUGUACGUCAAGUGAAACUAAUUAAUAUCAAUGAAUAAAAGCUAUACAGUCAAGCUAGAUGAAUCUAUCAAUGAAUAAAUACGUUUGUAUCUAAUCAAGCUUACGAUAACUGACGAAACCGAUGAUAACGACCAGAGUUGUGAC
Ceratina calcarata is the source of this 751-nucleotide messenger RNA. Its product is annotated as neurexin-1b-beta-like. The record is from RefSeq and is a predicted model, not a curated record. Lineage: Eukaryota; Metazoa; Arthropoda; Insecta; Hymenoptera; Apidae. The transcript is spliced from 3 exons.